AAUCAGAAAAAGAUCAACCAUGUCCUUCGACAAGGCCACCACACCGCACUCACCUCCACUCUGUCUCUCUUUCUCUUUCGGAUUGGAUUAGGAUUUGUUUCGAGUUGUUGUGCUCUGAUUUAUUUUCGCUAAUGUAUUCGGAAGAUCUUAGUAUUGAUCUCGAGGGCGUUGUUUCGGGGAACUUUUGGGUGGAAUUUUGAGCGCAGGAGGAGCCGAUUUGGGGGAAACAGCUAAAGGUUGAAUCUUGGGACGAAGCGGCGAUGCGGCAGAGGAGCUUGAGCCUUGGUUUUCGUUCUCUGUGAUCGGAGUGUGGCGUGCUCUUUCUUCGCGUUUUGCUGAGGUCUGAGUUUGUGUUCGAUCCCUUCUCUAUGUAAUUCGGAGGAUUCGAGGAAGUCGGAGCGGGAUUUUUGGUCUGUGAUUCGGAGCUAGGGUAGGUGGGGCAAAUGUGGUUGAUUUAAUCUCCGGUCAUCUGUUUCUGAGUUCUUCGGCGAUCGGUGCGAAGAAGUGUGCUGGUGAGGAGGGCAAAGAGUCGGACAAGUGAGCAAGGAGGGAUCUUGGACUGCUUGGAGGUUUCGGAAAAUGCAGAAAGAUCCGAGGAAGAAGAAUGCACCAGAACUGGACUUCUUUAGUGAAUAUGGAGAUGCCAGUAGAUAUAAUAUUCAAGAAGUUAUUGGAAAAGGAAGUUAUGGAGUGGUUUGUUCAGCAAUUGAUACUUAUACUGGAGGGAGAGUGGCUAUCAAGAAGAUAAAUGGCAUCUUUGAGCACAUAUCUGAUGCUGCUAGGAUCCUUCGUGAGAUCAAGCUUCUCCGACUUCUUAGACAUCCAGAUAUAGUGGAGAUCAAGCACAUCAUGUUGCCUCCAUCAAGGAGGAGCUUCAAAGAUAUUUUUGUUGUUUUUGAGCUUAUGGAAUCAGAUCUUCAUCAAGUUAUCAAAGCAAAUGAUGACCUGACAAGAGAACACUAUCAGUUUUUUCUGUAUCAGUUGCUCCGUGCACUAAAAUAUAUACAUACAGCUAAUGUUUACCAUCGUGAUUUGAAGCCAAAGAACAUUUUAGCAAAUGCAAACUGCAAACUCAAAAUUUGUGAUUUUGGUCUGGCUAGAGUUGCAUUCCAUGACACACCCACAACAAUUUUCUGGACGGAUUAUGUUGCAACCAGAUGGUAUAGAGCUCCUGAGUUAUGUGGUUCGUUCUUUUCCAAGUACACCCCUGCUAUCGAUAUUUGGAGCAUUGGCUGCAUUUUUGCUGAGGUGCUGACCGGGAAGCCACUUUUCCCCGGUAAAAAUGUGGUUCAUCAAUUGGAUUUGAUGACCGACCUACUGGGAACACCAUCGUUAGACACCAUUUCUCGGAUUAGGAAUGAGAAAGCGAAAAGGUAUCUUAGUAGCAUGAAGAAGAAACAACCUGUGACAUUUGCACACAAGUUUCCUAAUGCAGACCCAUUGGCGCUCAAACUCUUGGAGAGGCUAUUGGCUUUUGAUCCCAAGGACCGGCCUACCGCCGAAGAGGCAUUAGCUGAUCCAUACUUCAAAGGUCUUGCAAAAAAAGAAAGAGAACCAUCUUGUCAGCCAAUUACGAAAAUGGAAUUUGAGUUUGAGCGACGAAGAGUGUCUAAAGAAGACAUACGGGAACUUAUUUUCAAUGAAAUAUUGGAGUAUCAUCCUCAGUUGCUCAAAAACUACAUCAAUGGAACUGAAAGGACAAAUUUCAUGUAUCCUAGUGCGGUUGAUCAAUUUAAAAGACAAUUUGCUCAACUUGAGGAGAAUGGAGGCAAACUAGGAUCAAUGAUGUCCUCGGAUAGGAAACAUGUUUCGCUCCCUAGGUCUACAGUGGUUCAUUCUCACACUAUCUCUCCCGAACAAGUUAAUAUGGUUUCAAUAAGAGAUCGACAAGUUGCCGCAGAAACUUGCAGAAUCCCUCAAUACAUAAAGCAAUUGUCUGGAAAUGUGGAGACGACUUCACAAGUUCCUCAAAGUCUUCCAAUCGCAAAAUCUGGAAAAGUUGUGGCAUCUCAAAUGCAAGGCACAAAGCAGUUGUUUAGAGAUGCUGUGGCGCCUCCGCAACCUAUUAUGCCUGAACCAUACUGUCUAGAAAGACCAACAGGCAGCUCAACGAAAGACCAAAUCGGUGCUGAGAUUGUUUCUAGUAUAGGUUUCGACAACAUGAGAGCUUCCCAUUUCUAUCUUCAAGGAGCAGCCAAGGCUGCUCCAGCCGGAAGAAUGCCAAUCGAGGCAAGUCUGCUGCCGGCGAAAGCCACCUGGAAUGGGAUUGCUGUUGCUGCAGCAGCGCCUGCUGUUGGUGCUCAUAGGAAGGUUGGGACGUUGCAUUUCAGCAUGUCAAAGAUGCACUAAUGCGUAAUGACUGGCCCAAAAGGGUUCCUUCAUCUUGCUGAAAGUAGAGCCAUUGUAAAUGCUUGAGUUUAACAAUCGAGAAACCGAAAUAUGUGUGAAUAAGAGUUGCAAAAAAUCAGUCGCUAAGUUUCUAUUUUCUCUUACUGAGCAUGAUCCUAGUGAGAUAAAUAAUUUCAGUCUACAAGUUGUUUGAUUUUUGGCUUUCUUGUUAUAUAAUUGGAUGUAAUUGUGAA
Messenger RNA from Zingiber officinale, 2582 nucleotides. RefSeq names its product mitogen-activated protein kinase 10-like. NCBI's taxonomy places the organism in Eukaryota, Viridiplantae, Streptophyta, Magnoliopsida, Zingiberales, Zingiberaceae. Bases 580 to 2349 code for a protein of 589 amino acids. Gene Ontology annotation, cellular component: cytoplasm; nucleus. The record is from RefSeq and is a predicted model, not a curated record. Gene Ontology annotation, biological process: protein phosphorylation; intracellular signal transduction. Gene Ontology annotation, molecular function: ATP binding; MAP kinase activity. The transcript has 10 exons.